This is a messenger RNA of Heterocephalus glaber (naked mole-rat), 2651 nucleotides long. It is a transcript of the gene Diras2, whose product is annotated as DIRAS family GTPase 2. Gene Ontology annotation, biological process: signal transduction. NCBI's taxonomy places the organism in Eukaryota, Metazoa, Chordata, Mammalia, Rodentia, Bathyergidae. The record is from RefSeq and is a predicted model, not a curated record. Gene Ontology annotation, cellular component: membrane. Gene Ontology annotation, molecular function: GTP binding; GTPase activity.
GCUGCUGACGGAGGCGUCACGGCGGCGGGAGGAGCGCGCCCAGUCCGGGAGGAGCCGCAGCCCGGAGCCCGCCGCGGUCCUGCGCGAGCCGAGUCGGAGCCGCCGAGCGGAGCGGAGCGGAGCAGAUCGUGGUCUCCCCAGGCAUCUCCCUGCAGUUAACUGGAGCCCUCAACAUGCCUGAGCAGAGCAACGACUACCGGGUGGCUGUGUUCGGAGCAGGGGGCGUGGGCAAGAGCUCUCUGGUCCUGAGGUUUGUGAAGGGCACGUUCCGGGAGAGCUACAUCCCCACAGUGGAGGACACGUACCGGCAGGUGAUCAGCUGUGACAAGAGCAUCUGCACGCUGCAGAUCACUGAUACCACCGGCAGCCACCAGUUCCCCGCCAUGCAGCGGCUGUCCAUCUCCAAGGGCCACGCCUUCAUCCUGGUCUAUUCCAUCACCAGCCGGCAGUCGCUGGAGGAGCUCAAGCCCAUCUACGAGCAGAUCUGUGAGAUCAAGGGGGAUGUGGACAGCAUCCCCAUCAUGCUGGUGGGCAACAAGUGUGAUGAGAGCCCCAGCCGGGAGGUACAGAGCGGUGAAGCUGAGGCCCUGGCACGGGCGUGGAAGUGUGCCUUCAUGGAGACCUCAGCCAAGCUCAACCACAACGUGAAGGAGCUGUUUCAGGAGCUGCUCAACCUGGAGAAGCGCAGGACCGUGAGCCUCCAGAUCGACGGCAAGAAGAGUAAGCAGCAGAAGAGGAAAGAGAAGCUAAAGGGCAAGUGUGUGGUCAUGUGAAGGCCCCAUCCACCCGUGCCUGCGGAGGAGCUGUGUGCCCAGCCGGGCCCCUCCCAGUGCACCCUCCCUGUCCGGGCAGCAUGUCUGAGGCCCACGUGUGACACAUUGCAUCUGCCCGAGUGCACCCUCAUGUCCCUACCAGGGCGGUCCACACCACUACACCAUUGGCCACCCCUCUCUGGAGUCACACACUUGCCAGGCAGUAAAAAGAAAAUCCAACAGCUCAGGAUCCCAGGCCAAAUGCAAGAGGUGCCAGCCACUGCGCUUGUGGGAGGCUUUGGCCAUUAGGAGGUGGGAGGACUAGACCCAGGGGAAGAAGGGUAAGGGGAGGGGACACAGGUCACCUGUGUGUGUGUUGAGGCAUGUUAGCCCGGAACUGUGGGCCCACACCAGGCAGCUCUCCCUGCCCAGAAGCCAGUAGCAUCUUUGAGGGUGGGUGAGAGGACCAGCUGGUCCCAAGUGGACACAGUGGUUCCCGUAAGUGGACCCCCACAGGAUGUGCAUUCCCCCUCCAUUCCCCUUUCCUGCCCCGAGGGGAUGAUUCACCUCCUGUAGAUCUAGUUAGCACACAUCUUCUUAGCUGAGUAGAGCACUUAAUUUCCCAUGCAAUGAUGAGUUCACUAACAGUGUGCUCUUGUGUGAGAAAGUACUUUCAUUUUUGAGUAAAGGUAAUGUGACAUUAUUAAAACAUCGCAAUAACGUUCUUGUGUGUUGUACUGAGGGUUUUAGAAAUGUGAAGUUUCUUUCCUUUGGUCUGGGAGGGCUGUGUCUUCUUCCAGCCCUCAGAUUUUAAAUAAAAGCAAAUAAAGUAGCUAUUUUUAAACUUUUUUCUCCCUCUAAGACAGAUUUCUUCUCUUCAAUAACUUGACCUGUAUCCAGCUGGGUAGCAUCCAACAAAGGCCAUCUGACAACCAGAAGCACACGCAUUUUCUAAAUGACACGAACAUGUAUGUGCCACAUUUUGCACCUUAAUGAAGUACUUUGACACAACUUGUUCACUGUGUUUUUGAUGAUCCAUCUAUAUUGGAAAUACACUCCUGGAAAUGCAUUUAAUUAGGAGUCAGGCCUCUUGCAUGUUUAUUAUACUUGUCCUCUAAGAUCUGUUCAAUGCAGUAUUUCCCCUAGAAACAAGUAUCUUCCAGUGAUGAUGUGUACAACCUUAAUUCUUCAAACCCAGUUAUAGCCCCUGCUGGUUCCUGUGCAUCUCAGGGCAGACAGUCAUGGCUGUAGACAGGCCUGGUGCUCUGUCCUGGGCGAAUCCCGUGCCCUCUAACCACUCUGCCAUCGUGAAGCCUUGUUGGGCUCUGUUUCUUGAAAAUUCCCACUGGCAGAGCCUGAGUCUUUUGCUUCAGUUGGCAGAAGACAGCCAGCCAGCCUGCCGCGUCCUCCUCUUGGCCAUCCUUCCUGGUGCCCCCAGCAGGAAGAGGAAGCUGCAGCACACGUAGGCCUGCACACAGGGCCUCUUGUCUGCUGGGCAGCGUUGCCAGCCCUGGGGAGAGCUCUCAAGUUGGGGAAGUUGCAUGGACCACCUCCUGCCCCUUCUGUCUUUAGGGUUCCUUCUUCGCACGGCUUCCUGCUGUGGCCACAGGGUCACCUUGGUCCUCUGAGGCACACUGUGCUCUCAGUAGAUGCUGCUUCCCUUUGGCCCUUCCUAGUUCACCUCCCUUGUCUGGUCUCCUCCUCUUAGCACUAUCUUAACUCUGCUGAAUACGUUUACCUUGUGGGAGGUGAUUUUUUCUUUUUCCCCGAUGCUCAACUUUAAUGACUUUAUUUGCUUCUUCAUUUGUUUCAUAUAACGCAAAAAAUGCUAUCUUAACCUUGUUAAAUACAAAGCUGAGUGGUCUUAAAUGCAUUCAUAAAAUUGUACUAUUCAUCUCC